Molecule: messenger RNA, 1919 nt
Organism: Punctularia strigosozonata HHB-11173 SS5
Lineage: Eukaryota; Fungi; Basidiomycota; Agaricomycetes; Corticiales; Punctulariaceae
Product: cytochrome P450
Exons: 16
Coding region: 68-1771 (567 amino acids)
Molecular function (GO): oxidoreductase activity, acting on paired donors, with incorporation or reduction of molecular oxygen; heme binding; iron ion binding
Source: RefSeq, a predicted model, not a curated record
CAACAGGGCAACCUCGAGGCUCUCUCUGACCUCGACUUCAUCAUCUUCUCAAUCUCUCCAGGCAGCCAUGUCGGUCGCACAGCCAGAUGGGACGCAGGACGCGUUCGGGCUCAUCACGCGUCGGGCAGCGAUAGUAUUCGUAUUCAUCUAUGCACUUCGCGCUAUUGUCGCCCGUUACCGCCGCCGGUCCUCCAUCAUGGACCUCAUCCCGGGACCGGAAUCCUCAUCGAUUUUGGCUGGAAACAUGUUGGAGCUGUCGACGACGGGAGCCGGAUCCCGCGUCUUGGACUGGAGGAAGGAGCACCACAACAAUACCGUGCUCAAGAUCAAGGGCCCGUAUUUCGCCGGCGACGGCUUGUUCAUCUCGGAUCCUACGGCAUUGUGGAAGAUCUACGACACGAACGCGACGUUCCACAGGCCGCCCUCUAUGACCGCCUUAGGCGAGAAGUUGGUUGGCAAGGGCGGUAUCAUCUUGUCUGAGGGCGAGGCGCACUAUCGCAUCAAGCGCGUCAUGCAGCCUGCAUUCAAUGCUAGCAACGUUCGCGCUUUGCUUCCUCGCUUCAGACACGGCGCGUUAGCGCUCGUCGAUGCUUGGGGUAGUCUUGUCGACCGCGAGGAAAAACAGGCAGCUGUCAUUGAUGUCUUCGACUGGCUAGGCGCGUCCGCUCUGGACAUGAUCGGUCUCGCGGCGUUCGGCACGAAACUCGGAGCGGUGAACAAGAUGCAGGGCGGAGAGAGCAUCUCAGAUCUCGCAGACGCGUACAAGGGUGUUCUUGAUGCCAUGGGCGCCGAAGAAACCGCUGCUUCUAUUUUCAUUCGCUACAGCCCGGCGUGGCUGAUCUCCAUCCUCACCUUGUUCCCUAACAAGCUCAUGCAAGUUGUUGUGCAGUCUCUGUCCCGAGCGCACGAUGUCGCGAGUACCUUGAUCCAGGAGCGUCUCAAGGACAUUCAGGACGGCGCCACCAGCGUGGACUUGGAAGGUGCCGGUAACGAUGCCUUGACCAUGAUGCUGAAAGCCAACUUAUCCAACGAUGCGAAGAUUCGUUUGUCGAUGAACGACAUGACGGCCCAGAUCACGUCUAUCUUGUUCGCAGGACAUGGUUCCUCCGCUGCUUUCAUGUCCUGGGCUCUGUAUCAGCUUGCGCACGACCAGUCCCUUCAGGAACGAGUCCGGGAGGAGAUUCUCGCGCAUACAUCCCAGUAUGACGCCGAGGAAGACGCGAACAUCUUCUCCGGCAAGGAUAUGCCGCUUUUCGAUGCGUUCAUCAAGGAGGUCAUGCGAUUUUACCCUGUCGUCCACUUCAACGAGAAGCAAGCGGCGUCCGACACAGUGCUGCGCCUAUCGCAGCCUUUGACUCUGGCGGACGGCCGUACCGUCAACGAGAUUACCGUUGAGAAGGGCACCAUCGUCUACGCGGAUAUCGUUUCGUACAACUACUCUGAAGAGGUGUGGGGAGAUGACGCGGGGAAGUUCAACGUCGAUCGGUGGAUGAAGGAGGGAGGUGGCCCUGGCUGGAACCCGAACGCGAAGCUGGCACCCAGCGUCUACUCUGGCCUCUUCAACUUUAUCGCCGGACCAAAGGCGUGUUUGGGCUGGCGUUUCCUCAUUCUCGAGUCGCAAGCCAUGCUCUUCGAGCUCAUCAGGAACUUCAAGUUCACCCCGUAUGGAACGAAACCGAUACACAAGCGCAUGCAAAUGGUGAUGGUCCCCGCCAUCGACAAGAACGGCGAGCUAGUGGUGGAGAUGCCGCUGGUGGUCACGAGGGUGUAAGAUAAACUAUCCACGCCAGUUAUCCGCGGUUGCACGGUAUGUCCGUUCUAGACCUACCUCGCAAUGCAUCGCACCGAACUAUGCUUCUUCAGUCGCAAUCUGCAUUCUCUACCUGCUAGAAUGUAUGUACACCAGAUCGUAAUCUUAA